CCCACCCAUAACCCCCCGUCCGCAUACUCCGACCGUUUGAAGUUCGCCCCAACGUAUUCGCACCGAAAACCGAUUCCACACAUACGCACGGUGUCGUCAUGGCCGCCGACGCUUUCAGGUCACAGAUGAACUCGCUCGGAUGGUCGAGGAGGGAGGAGCCUGCGGUCACCACGUCUGCGUCAUCGCCGUUCUUGUCGCGCAUCCAGUCCAUGAACCCGUUCGCCUCGGGGAGCAGCGGCUAUGUGCGACUGCCCACGAGCUACUCGGAUCCACCGCCACAACUGCCGGCGCGGACGCGACAGGAGGAGGAUGAAGCCUUUUUUGCACUGAGUAGAUGGGAUCGUAUCCUCGCGUUUUCGGCUUGCAACCUGGGAGCAGCCGCUUGCUUCGUCGUCUGCUUCUUCCUGUUUCCCGUACUCUCGUUGAAGCCGCGGAAAUUCGCAGUGCUCUGGACCGUCGGAUCAUUGCUCUUCCUGUCUUCGUGGGCGAUCCUUCAGGGUCCGAUCACGUACGCGAAACAUCUCAUGUCCACCCCGAGACUGCCUUUCACGGCUGCGUAUUUCGGAACCAUAUUGUGCACGCUGUAUUUCUCUGUCGGGCUCCAGUCGACAAUACUCACGCUCCUGGCCGCGAUCUGCCAGAUGGUCGCUCUGGUGUGGUAUCUGGUCUCAUACUUCCCGAUGGGCUCUACAGGCCUGCGAUACGCCAGCAGCUUUGGAGCGAGACAGGCGACCGCGUGGAUGCAAGGUUGAUCUUGCUCAUGCUCUGGCCGGUGGGGGUGGGGAUAGGUUGGGGAUGGGAUGGCGACGGGAUGGCGGCGGCAUGGUGAUGGGCAUAGUGGAUGUCAACGGAGGACUGAAGCGAAGGAGGGGUGGUGUAUGUAGCGUAGCAUACACAUACCUAACACACAUACACACGUAGAUAGGCGGAUCCGGAGCGCUCUAUCUCGCAUCGCAUUGCAGCUGAUGCACGGUGAUCUUGGAAACGAGCUUACGAUGCGUCUUCUACUACAGUACUAUAGGCGUAGGAGAGGGGGGG
Tricharina praecox is the source of this 1038-nucleotide messenger RNA. Its product is annotated as Got1/Sft2-like family-domain-containing protein. Lineage: Eukaryota; Fungi; Ascomycota; Pezizomycetes; Pezizales; Pyronemataceae. The record is from RefSeq and is a predicted model, not a curated record. The transcript has 5 exons. Gene Ontology annotation, biological process: vesicle-mediated transport. Gene Ontology annotation, cellular component: membrane. The coding region runs from base 99 to 752 and encodes 217 amino acids.